Spinacia oleracea (spinach) is the source of this 2815-nucleotide messenger RNA. Its product is annotated as protein HAPLESS 2. The record is from RefSeq and is a predicted model, not a curated record. Lineage: Eukaryota; Viridiplantae; Streptophyta; Magnoliopsida; Caryophyllales; Amaranthaceae. The coding region runs from base 393 to 2717 and encodes 774 amino acids. The transcript has 18 exons.
AAAUCACAAUUUAAGGGAAAAUGUGACAAUGUCACUUUUAAAAACAAUUCCCAAUAUAUGGAUCAUUUGUGUACAAAUAUACAAUCCCUCCAAAACCCCCUUAAUAACCAACUUUAUAUUUUUAUGGAAAUCUCUAACUCACAUUUCAAAAGUUUAUAAAUAAAUAAAAAUACAUGAAUUUUAAAAUUUCCCUCAAAAAAAUUAAAAAACUAACUUCCUCUGUUUUCUUCCCCAAUUCACUUUCUCCCUCAUUCAUAACCACCACCGCCAUCUCAGCCGAUUCCCGCCACCAUAAAUGCGUUUCCACUUCCUCUGAAAACACCCUCCGCCUCGGAAGCCGCCGGAGUAACUGGUUUUUUUCAGAAGACUUGUAAAAAUCUUUUAGUAUUUUGAUGGGAAAUUUUUGGCACAUUUUGGAGUAUGGUGAAAUAAUGCAAAGAAUUGGUGGAAUGACAAUGUUGUUAAUCUUUCUUUUGAUGAACAUCUUUCCUUUUCAUGUAACCAAUAAUAAUAAUUAUUAUGAUCGUGGGGGUGGAAGGGGAUUUGGGUUUGGAUAUGGUGAAGCACUUCAAAUACUUUCGAAAUCGAAACUCGAAAAAUGUGAGAAAUCUUCUGCAGAUGGUUCAAGUAAUGAUAAUGGAAACCUCAAUUGUACUCGCAAGAUUGUCAUUGACAUGGCUGUUCCCAGCAACACAAGUGGAGGAGAAGCAUCAAUGGUGGCAGAAGUUGCAGAGGUGGAGGAAAACUCAACUACAAACAAGAUGCAGACUUUGCGAUUACCCCCUGUGAUUACUGUCAACAAAUCUGCUGUUUACGCCAUGUUUGAUCUCACUUAUAUACGAGAUGUUCCCUAUAGACCCCAGGAAUUUUAUGUCCAGACACGAAAGUGUGAGCCGGAUGCUGAUGCACGCGUUGUGAAGAUAUGUGAGAGGUUGAGGGAUGAACAAGGGCACAUUAUCGAACCCUCACAGCCAGUCUGCUGUCCUUGUGGUGAUAGACGAAGAGUACCUUCUUCCUGUGGAAACUUCUUUGACAAGAUGGUAAAAGGGAAAGCAAAUACUGCACAUUGUCUACGGUUUCCUGGUGAUUGGUUCCAUAUAUUCGGCAUUGGACAAAGAACUAUAGGAUUUAGUGUUCGAAUUCAAGUAAAGACUGGAACUGAAGUAUCAGAAGUGGUUGUUGGUCCUGAAAACCGAACUGCUGUAUCAAGCAACAGCUUUCUCAGAGUGAAUCUUAUUGGGGACUUUGGUGGUUAUACUGAUAUUCCAUCUUUCGAGGAUUUCUACCUAGUGAUCCCUAGGGAGCAUGGACCAGGCCAGCCUCCGGAUCUAGGACAUAAUUUUUCAAUGUACAUGCUACUUGAGAGAGUGAGAUUCACAUUGGACGGCCUUGAAUGCAACAAGAUUGGAGUCGGUUAUGAGGCUUUCAAUGGUCAACCGGAUUUCUGCACCUCCCCGUACUGGAGUUGUUUGCACAACCAGCUGUGGAAUUUUCAUGAAGCUGAUCAGAAUCGAAUUGCAAGGCAUCAACCACCGUUGUAUGGCGUGGUAGGAAGAUUUGAAAGGAUAAACGAGCACCCAGGUGCAGGGACCAAUUCAUUUUCCUUUGGGAUUUCGGAAGCUAUUAACACUAAUCUUGUGAUAGAAUUAGCAGCUGAUGACAUUGAAUAUGUUUUUCAGAGGAGUCCUGGAAAGAUUUUAGGUGUUACUGUGCCUACAUUUGAAGCGUUAGCGCAGUAUGGGACUGCAGCGAUCAAAACAAAGAACAUCGGUGAAGUGGAAGCAUCAUACAGCUUGACGUUCCAAUGCUCGAAAGGUGUGACAAUGAUGGAGGAACAGUUUUUUAUCAUGAAGCCUGAAGAGGUUGCGACUCGAUCUUUCAAACUCUAUCCAACUACAGAUCAAGCCUCAAAAUACGCAUGUUCUGCAAUAUUAAAAGAUUCUGAAUUCAAUGAAGCUGAUAGAGCUGAGUGCCAGUUCACCACCACAGCCGCAGUGCUCGACAAUGGAACACAGGGAAUCCCCUUUCAACCACCAAAGUCACAGACAGCAAGUUUCUUUGAAACAAUCAAAGACAUAUGGAACAAGUUAUGGGGUGGUUUGUCAGACUUCAUUACAGGAAAGAAUUGCAGAAGCAAGUGUACCGGGCUCUUUGAUUUCCACUGUCACAUUCAAUAUGUAUGCAUGAGUUGGGUCAUCAUGUUUGGACUAUUUUUGUCCAUCUUUCCUACAGUCCUCGUGCUUCUAUGGCUUUUACAUCAAAAAGGACUCUUCGAUCCUCUCUACGACUGGUGGGAAGAUCAUUUCUGGGAAGGUACACCAAGGCGGAAAAUUAACCAGAGGAACAGAGUUCAGCUUGAUCAUCACCGGAUUCAUCACAUGAGACAUCAACCUCACCAUUACCGAGCACACCAGCAUCAUAACAUGCAUGAAAUGAAGCAUAGGCACAGGAAGAAUAAUAGUGAACAAGAACAUGAUCAUGCACCACAUCGAUCAAAUGAUUAUAAUCAGUAUUUGCAUCAUGUCCAUAAAGACAAGCAUAAACAUGGCAAGCAUCGAAGUAGCAUCGAUGUAAAGCAGCAGCUGCAUUUGGAUAAUCAGGGUGAUGUAAUUCGCCAUCACAGGCAUAGGAAACAGAGGAGAACUAUUGAAAGAACAUCUGGUUUUCAGGAGGAUGAACGAUCAUUCAGAGUAACAUUUGAGUCAACAGGAGAAUAGAUUGAAGAGUAACAUUUGUAUCAAAAAUUCAGAAGUGAAAAAGGAAUGCAAGCAAAAAUACAAAAUGAAUCAUCUUUUGAGAGUUGAGAGAAUGUGUU